GGCCCCGACUGCUCCUCCGCCACAACUUCACUCUGAGUGCUGAGACACCUGAGCUACAGCCUACAUAGACUCCACAACAUUGCACUUUAUCAUAUACUCGCAGUGCUUUUGCGAUAUCCUGUCAGCGGCGCAGCCCUAACUGCGCUACGUUGUCGCUGGAUUAGACUGACCUAGAAAGGCUUGCAGUGGAAGGACUGGCCUGUCUUUAGCCCCGCACAGACUCUUGGGAAGUCGCAACGCAGCUCGAACAUCACUGCCCAUGAGCGACAUCAACGUCACAGAUGGCCCUCCUCACGCCAGCGGUAGCGGACUCAAGCUCGUUCUCCCGUCUCUCAAGUCCGUGCAAGCUCUCAAGGGUCAGAAACGAAAGAAGAGCAUCGGUUUCGUCCAGGAUGAGCCGAAACCCAAGAACCCGAGACCCAUCAAGCUCAAGCCGCUGAAAGAGGUGCUUUCGAAGCUGAUUGUGCAGAUAAAGAAGAAAGACGACUACGCUUUCUUCUUGCAACCUGUCGAUACCACGAAGGUACUUGGCUAUGCGGACCUUAUCAAGCGUCCCAUGGACCUCGGCACGAUGACCACAAAGGUCGAGAAGGGGAGGUAUCGGUCGCUGGAGGAGUUCGCCGAUGACCUGAGGCUAGUCACAGCGAACGCAAAGGCAUUUAAUCCUCCAGGCACCAUCUACCACACGGAGGCCGACCGCAUCGAGGCCUGGGGACUCGACCACAUCUCGAAGGCCGCCGGGACUGUGAUCGAGUACGAGACUGACUGGAACAUUGACGUCGAACGGGACGACGAGCCUGAGGAUGGAGAGAGGGACCAGGAGCGCGCAGGGGACGGGGAGAAGGGCACACCGAUGGAUGUGGACGACGGAGGAUCGGUCGUCAGUGCGCAGACGCCGGUAAACAUGCAGUCCGGCAAGCGGAGGGCGGGUGCGAACGCGAAGAAACCGCCGGGUGCGCUUUCGGAGAGCCUGGAAGCAGACGGGGGACUGCCUGGCGCGAAGGAUGGGCUCGGCGCCUUCCCGCCAGGAUCAGACUGGGCAGAGCUGAUGCUCGCGCUGAAGCUGAAAGGCAAGCGAUACCGGACGAAGAAGGAACGUCUGCGAAUGGAGCGAGGUGGCCCUCCAUACAGAGCAGAUGGUAGCCUGGACUACACCGAACUCGAGGAUCCGUUCUCCGUCCUCCAAGUUCUCGUUCCAGAUCCCCCUGCGCGCCCGCUUCUCACGCCUCUCUACCCUCCUGCUCCAUCCGCCGAACAGCCCACUCAACCCAAUCAGCCAUCCACUUCCACACUCCCGCCAUUCCCCACGCCCGUCACCGUACCUACGUCCCCGGCGGCACCUGAACCCAGCAUUCCUUCCUUGAACGCUUCAUCGACUCCAACAAAAAAGCGGAAACGUCGUCAUUGGACGAUCGUGCGCAACGCACCUUCUCGACGGGCCAAGGAGCGCGAGGACGAAGACGAAGAAGAACCGCCUUGGAAGGCCCCACGGAUACCCUCCGCGAGUGACUAUGGCUCGUUCGCCGAGCUCCAGAACAUCUUGGCCACUGAAGGCGCCGCAGCCAACGUGAACGACCUCGGCUCAGAGCGGAGGCUAUUGGAGGCCAUACGCACGAGCGUCGAGGGCGCGAGCGCACGGAACAAGGGCAAAGACGUAGACCGGGGGCAGUCCAGCGCAGCAGACGACGACGACAAUGCGUACUGGAGAACCCACGGCGACCCGGCACACGAGUAUAUUCGCGACGUCGUCUACGGCGGCGUGGACGGGUACGCCUACGCGCGGAGCAUCGCGCAGUUCGUCCACCUCGAUGAGCCGCUCGAAGACACAUCCGGGCCGCCCACAUACGACGCGCUCGGCAUGCCCCUCGCGCACUACGUCUCGCAGCACGUCCUCGACCCCCUCACAGGCGGGCUCCACAGCGUCCUCGCGGACGCCUUCAGCGCGCUGCACGACCCCGUCCACCAAGCGCACGCCCCCGAGCGCGUGCGCGCCCAGAUCGCGCUCUCCCUCCAGACGUUCCCCUCCGCCGCCCGUGCACUUGCAGCGCUCUCCGCGCGGCUCGACAUGACCCCACUCGUGCACGAGCCAGACGAACUUUAUAGCGUCGAGGCGCACUGGGCGGGCAAUGUGUACCGCGAGGAGAAGCGCCGUAGGGAGGAGGAGGAGCAGGCGCGGGGCGACGCUGCGGCGUUCUUGCGGUUCGCGAUCGAGCAACACCAGGAGGCGCAGGCGCAGACACAGGGGCAGGGGCAAAGUGCUAGCGGGGAUACGGCGAAGGCGGGCGCUGCGCAGGAGGACCCGGAGGUGUUGCAGUAUGUGCUGGGGCUCGUGGCGGAUACGAUCGAGGGGAUGAUCAACGACAGGACGGGAGUGACCGCUGGAGAUGGGGAUAGAAGCGAGGCGGACAUGAAGGACGCGACUAUGCAUUCUCCGCAACCCUCGGGUGACGAUGCCCGGGCAGUCUCAUCGGGGAUCGACGUCGAUGUCGACAUCGACAUGGAGCCCAAGGACGAGCCUUCACCAUCUCCUAAAGUUGAAGCUGAUCAGAGCGCGUCGCUCGCACCCGCGCAGAAGAAAGAAGAGAGAUCGUCGCAGUCUGCCCCUUCAUCCCCUGCACAACCCGACGCGCCAUACCAAGCCACUGCGCCGCAGGCGUUCCCCAUUCCAAAGGUCGAAGUCGCCGCCGCAGAGGACCCUGCAAUGCGAGCUCUUCGUAUGAACCUGCUCGGUCUUGCCAAGCGUGCACCCCUACAGGCCAUCGCGCCCCUGCCCGCUGCUUUGGUGCCUGAGAAUCUGAGGAGUGUAGUUCCCUUGCUUCCAACAUGAUUUUAUCUCAUGUCCUUUGAUGAAAACAUGGCGAAGAAGCAAAGGUCUGUACGCUUUAUGUUGUGGCCCAGCACACCUAGCACACGUUAUGAUGCAUUUAACAGACGAUGGAAGACAGUAUAUACUUAUGUCGCUGUAGGUGUCUAGGUCGACUCUACGAGUAGGGAUGUGAUAUGCAUCGCAUCAAUCAUGAUUCACUGUCUUCAACACCGCUGCCAAUAGCCACAUCGCUCACGGGGUCCUCGAAAGUCAAUGUGUCGGUCCAGAGGCUCUAGUCAUCCA
Messenger RNA from Fomitopsis serialis, 3109 nucleotides. RefSeq lists its product as uncharacterized. The transcript has 4 exons. Gene Ontology annotation, biological process: regulation of transcription by RNA polymerase II. Gene Ontology annotation, cellular component: nucleus. NCBI's taxonomy places the organism in Eukaryota, Fungi, Basidiomycota, Agaricomycetes, Polyporales, Fomitopsidaceae. Bases 260 to 2827 code for a protein of 855 amino acids. The record is from RefSeq and is a predicted model, not a curated record.